AUGGACGAGUGCUUUGUCGGGAAGGAGGAUGACCUGAAGCGGCUUGUAUUGCUAGUAGCUGAUGACGAAGAAGUGCAUCUGGUUGUCUCAGUGUGGGGGAUGGGUGGUAUAGGCAAGACGGCCAUUCAAUGCCAGGUCCGAUCGGUUUUGGAGGGCGUGCUGAAGCAGCUGAAUCCGAAGAGGAAGGAAGGGGUGUGGAGUCUGAAUGUGGAGGAGAUGAUCGAGCAGCUGUGUGAGAUACAAAGGUGUAAGCGAUGCCUGGUUGUUUUGGACGAUGUUUGGGAGAUUAGUGAUUGGGAGGAGUUGAAGCGUGCCUUUUAUGUCCGAGAUGUGUGGAGCAAGAUCUUGGUGACGACGAGGAAAAGGGAUGUAGCGGAGAUUGGAUUUCCGGUUGAAGUUGAGCUUCUGAAUGUGGACGAUGGCUGGGAACACUCCAGUACUAAAAUAUUUAUAACGGAAUCUGUCAAAAAAACUGGGAAAGAAAUGGUAGGGAAAUGCGGCAAUUUGCCGCUAGCAAUUUGUUUACUUGGUGGGAUGUUGAGAAAGAAAAACUCAUUAAGGGAUUGGGAGUCAGUAAAUGAAAAAUUCAAUGUAGUUCUCUAUAGCGGCCACGACAAAAGGGACAAUGAGAUUGAUGGAGUGGUAAAUUUUAGCUAUCAAAAUCUACCUUAUUAUUUGAAACCAUGCUUUCUCUACUUGGGUAUAUUCAAAGAGGACGAAAGCAUAGAUGUUACUCAUGUAUAUGGGAUGUGGAUAGCACAAGGCAUGAUUUCGAAUGAGAGUAUUCGACAAAAGGAUGAAACUUUAAUGGAUGUCGCCGAGCUCUACUUAAGCGAGCUAGCCUCGACGUCCCUUGUCCAAGUUGGAACAACUGAUGAUUAUCUUUCACCCACAAGAAAAUUUGAUACAUGCAAACUUCAUGACGUAGUAAGGGAACUAUGUUUAAAAAUAGGGGAAAAUGAGGGCUUUGGUGUGGAGAAUUCAGAGUUUAAAGAUGGGAGUUUUAGUACCAUACCACGAGUUGCACGACAUAUGUCGAUCUAUUUCAAAAAUAAACACAACCGUCUUAUAAACUCUGAUCGUAGAGAAGAACACCUUAGCAAACAUUUAAGAUCUCUUCGAAUACUCAAUGGUGUAACAUGGGAUGCCAUUGAAUUUGGUGUUAUUGAAUUUCCACCACAAAGUAUAGUUGAUUUCAAGAAAUACAAAUUUCUAAGGGAGCUAGUUAUUGAGUCGUUCAAAUUUGAAGGAGGGAAGUUACCAAAAGGAAUCACGGAUCUUCUUCUCCUUCGAUGUAUUCGUUUGCAACAUUGUGUUCUUGAUAAGCUACCGUCGUCUAUAAGAAAUUUGGUCUACUUAGAUACCAUUGAUUUAGUUGGGUCAUGGAACGUUCGAGUACCAAAUGUUUUGAAUGAGUUGUUUCGAUUGAAACACUUGUUCCUCCCUCCGUAUGAGAAGGACCACAAGAUUGUAAAUCAUCGGUUGAGAUUGGACGAGGGUGUAGCUGAGUUGGAGAGCCUGGUAGGGUUCAACAGCACUGUCCAUGAGUUAAAAUGUGCUACAACAAUCAAGAAUCCCAGGGUUUUUUCAGCAGAAAUACACGACAACGAAAGCUUGAAAGUUAUUCUCAACGCCAUCGCUACAAGCUGGAACAAGCUACAGAUAUGUGUGGUUGAGAUUGAAGAGGGCUGCCGGCUAAAAGGUGAGGAAGAGCUGAUGGAGAUAUUGCUUACAUGUCCCAAUCUUUAUUACUUGAGAAUAUCUGUUGAGACGGAACAAGGCAUACCGGUAAGUAGCGACUUCAUUAGGUCAAGGCUUGUGCGGUUGCACUUGUUGAGCUCUGGGAUUGAGCAUGAUCCGAUGGGGAUAUUGGGAAAGCUUCCUUGCUUGAUCGAGUUUGAUAAUUGUCCGGAUUUGGAGAUGGUUCCGGAUGGAUUGAGAUGGAUUCGUAGUCUUAAAAGAGUCACGGUUUUUAACAUGCCAGGGUUGGGAAAGAGGGUAUUGGAAUCAGGAGAGGAUUUCCAUAAAAUUAGCCAUGUCCCUUCGAUUAAUGUCAUCCGUGACUAG
Messenger RNA from Salvia splendens (bonfire salvia), 2067 nucleotides. Its product is annotated as probable disease resistance protein RF9. Gene Ontology annotation, molecular function: ADP binding. NCBI's taxonomy places the organism in Eukaryota, Viridiplantae, Streptophyta, Magnoliopsida, Lamiales, Lamiaceae. The record is from RefSeq and is a predicted model, not a curated record. The transcript is spliced from 5 exons. Gene Ontology annotation, biological process: defense response to other organism. The coding region runs from base 1 to 2067 and encodes 688 amino acids.